Seriola aureovittata is the source of this 1387-nucleotide messenger RNA. RefSeq names its product protein CEBPZOS-like. The record is from RefSeq and is a predicted model, not a curated record. Bases 162 to 407 code for a protein of 81 amino acids. Lineage: Eukaryota; Metazoa; Chordata; Actinopteri; Carangiformes; Carangidae. The transcript is spliced from 4 exons.
UUAGCCGAUAGCGUCUGUUAGCCGUUAGCAUUGGUUGUACAACACAAGGACAGAGGAUCGUUGGCUUCUUUGAACAUUUCACGUUAUAUUUAACAUUUCUUUUCACUACUGGAAGUUGUUUUAAGAGUCAUUCAGUUGUUUUCUUUUCCUGGAACCUGAAGAUGCCGCCCAAACCUCUGGAGCCUCUGGCCAAGAAACUGAUGAAGGGGGUGAUCGUCCUGGAGCUGCUGGGCGUCUUCGGGGCGUACGGCCUCUUUCAGAGGAUGAACAACAGUCAAGACUUCAGGAACACCAUGAACAGGAGGUUUCCAUCCAUUCUAGAAGUUUACUACCAGUCCAACGAGUGGGCGGGGGUCUACGGCGUCCGAGAGAGAGACCACGAGGCCUGGUCGGCCAAACGGGACUGAAGGAAUCCGGCAGAGAAAAAGUCCACGUGAACAAAAACUUCUACUUCUUCCUCUUCUUGUUCCCGGGCGUCCUGCUUCCUGUCCUGGCUCGGCCGAACAUCGUCUUCCUCUUGCUGAACGCGCUCUUCUUCCUGCGCAGCGUCUUGACGUCGCGGCCCUGGAUCCAGUCGUCGCGCUGAGCCUCCCACUUCAGCUGCUUCAGACCUGCAGGGAUCAGCAAGAAGCGUUAUCACUGACUCUGGAUCUAUCAAUCUGUAUUAGUUAUGGAUCGGUAUGAUUGAUCACGUCUCCUGUUCAUACCGGCCCCGGAUCCUUUUCUAACACGACUAGAAUGUGAGUGAAGUUAAUGAGGCUUCAGCCGUCUGAAUUAACGAGGAUGAUUUUACCAAAGUUACAGGUUUAGUGACACUUUAAGUCCCCAAAUGUAACAUUUAUAAACUGCAGCUGAAACUAAUGAUCUAUUAAUUGAGUAGUUGAACAUCAGAAAAACAAUCGGCCACUAUUUUGUUCAUAAUUUGUCAUUUUUCAAGCAAAAAUACUGAAAAAAUGCGAAAUAUUUACUUCUCAAAAGAAGAUUUGCUGCUUUUCUGCAUCAUAAUUAUAAACAAAAAAUUUUUGAUCUUGAACUUAAUGAUUCAUUAAUUGGAAAAAUAUUCAUAAGUUACAGCCCAAAUAUAAACACUUAAUAAAUGGUUGAUAACACUCUAAAUGUAGAUGUAAGCAGAGUUUAUGAAGUGUUUAUAUCAAAGGACUUGAUUUAGGAGGAUUUCUUCACGGUCAGUGUGGACGUACACGUGGAACGAUGAGUUAAUCAAUAAUCUAUAAAAACUGAACACUGGUCAUUGAAUUGAAACUAUGAAUAUAGAUGUUAAUUUCAGCCACAUCAUCAUCAUCUGAGUGUAAAUCUAUUUGUAUAUUGACUCAGUGAUUUUCUCUGUGGAGAAGUUAUUAAACAGCUGGUAUCCAGCAAACUGAACAGA